CCGGUGCGUCGGGGACUCGGGACGCCUCGGGCUGGGGAGCGCAGACCAGCCAUGGCCACCACCAACGGGGCUGUGGAAAACGGACAGCCGGAUGGGAAACCGCCUGCCCUGCCGCGCCCCAUCCGCAACUUGGAGGUGAAGUUCACCAAGAUAUUUAUCAACAACGACUGGCACGGAUCCAAGAGUGGAAAAAAGUUUGCCACAUACAACCCUUCGACUCUGGAGAAAAUCUGCGAGGUGGAAGAAGGCGAUAAGCCCGACGUGGACAAGGCCGUGGAGGCCGCACAAGCCGCCUUCCAGCGGGGCUCCCCAUGGCGCCAGCUGGAUGCCCUGAGGCGAGGCCAGCUGCUACACCAACUGGCUGAUCUUGUGGAAAGGGAUCGUGCCAUCCUGGCCACCCUGGAGACCAUGGACACCGGCAAGCCAUUCCUUCACGCCUUUUUCAUGGACCUGGAGGGCUGUAUUAAGACCUUCAGAUAUUUUGCCGGGUGGGCAGACAAAAUCCAGGGCAGGACCAUCCCCACAGAUAACAAUGUUGUGUGCUUUACCAGGCAUGAGCCCAUUGGGGUGUGUGGAGCCAUUACGCCGUGGAACUUCCCCCUGCUGAUGCUGGCCUGGAAACUGGCUCCUGCCCUGUGCUGCGGGAACACCGUGGUCCUGAAGCCAGCUGAGCAGACACCCCUCACCGCCCUGUACCUUGGCUCUCUCAUCAAAGAGGUCGGGUUCCCUCCGGGCGUGGUGAACAUCGUGCCAGGCUUUGGGCCCACAGUGGGAGCAGCAAUCUCCUCUCAUCCACAGAUCAACAAGAUAGCCUUCACGGGGUCCACAGAGGUUGGAAAGCUGGUUAAAGAAGCCGCCUCCCGGAGCAACCUGAAGCGGGUCACGCUGGAGCUGGGGGGCAAGAACCCAUGCAUCGUGUGCGCCGACGCUGACCUGGACUUGGCCGUGGAGUGUGCUCACCAGGGAGUGUUCUUCAACCAAGGCCAGUGCUGCACGGCGGCCUCCAGGGUGUUCGUGGAAGAGCAAAUCUACGGAGAGUUUGUGAGGAGGAGUGUGGAGUACGCCAAGAAGAGGCCAGUUGGAGACCCCUUUGAUGCCAAAACGGAGCAGGGGCCCCAGAUCGAUCAAAAGCAGUUUGACAAAAUCCUCGAGCUGAUCGAGAGUGGGAAGAAAGAAGGGGCCAAGCUAGAAUGUGGGGGGUCAGCCAUGGAGGACAGAGGGUUGUUCAUCAAACCCACUGUCUUUUCAGAUGUUACCGACAACAUGAGGAUUGCCAAAGAGGAGAUUUUUGGGCCAGUGCAGCCAAUACUGAAGUUCAAAAAUCUCGAAGAAGUGAUCAAAAGAGCAAACAGCACUGACUACGGACUCACGGCAGCAGUGUUCACCAAAAACCUCGACAAAGCCCUGAAGCUGGCUUCGGCGCUGGAGUCGGGCACAGUCUGGGUCAACUGCUACAAUGCGUUCUACACACAGGCUCCGUUUGGUGGCUUCAAGAUGUCUGGAAAUGGCAGAGAACUAGGUGAAUAUGCUCUGGCGGAGUAUACAGAAGUAAAAACUGUCACCAUCAAACUCGAUGACAAGAACCCCUGAAGGGCAGACCGGUCUCCUCCUCAAAAGCUGGACAGCUGUCC
Molecule: messenger RNA, 1631 nt
Organism: Peromyscus californicus insignis
Lineage: Eukaryota; Metazoa; Chordata; Mammalia; Rodentia; Cricetidae
Gene: Aldh1a3
Product: aldehyde dehydrogenase 1 family member A3
Exons: 13
Coding region: 52-1590 (512 amino acids)
Biological process (GO): aldehyde metabolic process
Molecular function (GO): aldehyde dehydrogenase (NAD+) activity
Source: RefSeq, a predicted model, not a curated record